CCGCCUCUCGUCUUUCGCCUUUCCCUGUCGCCAGCCAGCGCAGCGGAUUGCACAAUUAAGGAAAGAAAUUAAGAGCUUGAAAAGACAGACAAUGAUGCUGGAUAUCGGUACUGAAGGUCUGCGGCCAGCCGACACAUCCACCAGACACACAGAAGACUCUGUCACGUGGGUCAACACGCACACCGCACACACGAGCAACAAACAGAGUAACUGAGAUGGGUGCCGGCGUUGCGUUUGUGUGUUUGUUGCAGAGCUGAGGGCCCGAGGGACGAGGAUGGGCGUCUUCACGGCAAGGGAAAGGAGAGGUGGCCUGACGGCACAGACUAUGAGGGUGGCUACAGGUCAGCAAUAGAUUGACACCGGCAAAGAAAACGAAUGGCCCACUGCCUACCUACCUGAGAUCAUGCGUCCAUUCGGCCACUCACUCGUUCGUUGGUCAGCCACGGGAUGAAGCAUGGUGAGGGUUGCUUUCGGUGGCCUGAUGGGGGGUCCUACACGGGGCAAUUCAAAGACGAUUUCAUGCACGGUACGUACGCACACAACACAGACAGAUGCGGUGCGGCCAAUCGAAUGCCUCCCUCCCCGACACACACACUCAGCCAGCCAGCAACGUGUUGUGUGUUGUGACUACAGGUCAGGGUGUCUAUCGCUUCGCGGAUGGGCGCGUGUACACUGGACAGGUGGGGUGGGGGAUAGAACGCAUCGCAUCGACAGGACAGACACGCAACCUAAUCUGCCCCCUCGCGUCUCUCCCUCAUUGCUCCGUCAACCCACGUCGAUAUAUCAGGUGGCAAAUGGCCGCAUGGAGGGACACGGAACGUUCGAGUAAGACAGGCAGACAGACGAGCGUCAGUACAGAUGGACUGACUCACCAGACGGCGCCUUGUUUGCCCAUUCAUUCGCCAGGUGGCCAGACGGCCGCAUCUACAAGGGUGCGUAUCGAGAUGACAAGAAGGAGGGCUUCGGAAUGUUUCGGUGGACCGACGGGCGGUGCCACAGGGGCAUGUGGCAGAGCGGCAAACAGAGCGGGGAGGGCGUCUUCACCACCGUCCAGGGCGAAUCGAGGAGGGGUAUGUAAGCUAACCUAACCGCACGCAGAGAGAUUGAUCGACCCAUUUGUUGACGAACUCGGUGUGUGUACUUGUGUUUAUUCCUCCCUCCCCUCUCUCUCUCUGUGCCUGUCUGUCAGGUGUGUGGCAGGAAGGGAAGCUGGUCAAGUGGACGAGCGACCCCUUCGACGACCCCAACCCCCCGUCGAUCGAGGAGGUGGUGUCCAUCCAGGUCAUCGCCCCGCACACACCGCCCCCACACAACGAGAUCAUCCUGGAGGAGCAGCUUCCCUCACCCGCAUCACCAAACAGCGAAGAGCCCACACAGGACCACCCAGAAGCAGCACCAACAGGGCAGGAGACAGCCAAGCCGCGUCUGAGUGAGGACGAGCACCGGAAUGGUGUCGAUCGGUCGGCUGAUGCGCAGAACGAUGAGGGGGUCGGGGAGGGGGAGGGAGGGAGGGGGCGGAAGAAGAAGAGGGUGCCGCAGGCCAAGUGCUGCCAAGCGUGCGUCAUUGCCUGAUGGAUUGAUGUGUCUGUCUAUCUACCGAGACAGAGCCUAUCUAUAUAGAACGAAAGGUCUGGGUGUGUGAGUGGUUUGUGGGAAUAGGUGUCUUUGUGUCAAUUCAUUCGUUCGCCGAGGGUCGCAGGGGCGUGUGUUUGUGACGGGGGAAGAAACAACACAUAUUAGAUAGAGGACGUCGUGCUCAUCCGUUCGUUCUUCGUGGGGACGGAAGUUGUGUCUAGGCCCAAUUAGUUGCG
This is a messenger RNA of Vitrella brassicaformis, 1811 nucleotides long. The record is from the annotation of a GenBank genome assembly. Lineage: Eukaryota; Vitrellaceae.